CGCUUCCGAGUCAGAGGUCAGACGGUCUAGCGCUGCGUGGGACAUGGUGCAGCUGCGACCCCGCGCGUCUCGCGCCCCGGCGUCGGCGGAGGCGAUGGUGGACGAGGGCCAGCCAGCCUCGGAGGAGGAGGAGGCGGAGCACGGGCUGUUGCUCGGUCAGCCCAGCAGCGGCGCGGCCGCCGAGCCGCUGGAGGAAGACGAGGAAGGGGACGAUGAGUUUGACGACGAGGCCCCGGAGGAGCUGACUUUCGCCAGCGCCCAGGCGGAAGCGAGAGAAGAGGAGCGGCGAGUGCGGGAAACCGUGCGCAGGGAUAAAACGCUCCUGAAGGAGAAGAGGAAGCGACGCGAGGAGCUGUUCAUCGAACAGAAGAAAAGAAAACUCCUUCCAGACACUAUUUUAGAGAAGUUAACCACAGCUUCACAGACUAAUGUCAAGAAAUCGCCAGGAAAGGUCAAAGAAGUUAAUUUGCAAAAGAAAAAUGAAGACUGUGAAAAAGGAAAUGACUCCAAGAAAGUUAAAGUACAAAAAGUACAGUCUGUCAGCCAGAAUAAAAGCUACUUGGCUGUAAGGCUAAAAGACCAAGAUCUGAGAGAUUCAAGGCAACAAGCAGCACAAGCCUUCAUACAUAAUUCAUUAUACGGGCCAGGAACCAACAGGACUACUGUAAAUAAGUUCCUGUCUCUUGCCAACAAGAGGUUACCAGUGAAAAAGGCUGCUGUCCAGUUUUUGAAUAAUGCUUGGGGAAUCCAGAAAAAACAAAAUGCCAAGAGGUUUAAAAGACGGUGGAUGGUCAGAAAGAUGAAAACUAAGAAGUAAAUCAGUGCUAAAUGAAGAAUCUGUACUUUUGUUCUUGCCACAGUCUCUCCUUAGCUGUUCACUCAUCGCUUGCAGCUCUCGUCCAAAGUGGAUCAUUCUUUCUAUGGCAGCCUGACUUCCUCCACACAACUGGCGUCUCAACUGACUUGAAUCAACUUCUGUAAGAAAAACAGACAAGUAUUUUACUACCUUAUGGAAUGGAGUAUAAUGAAGACAUGAACAUACAUUUCUUAUAACAUUUUGUACAUUUAGUAACUAUUCCCUAAUAUUUCAUCUAAAUAUGCAGAUUGUUAAAAAUUCAUUUUUAAUUUAACAUGAAACUGCAGCAAAAAGAUAUACUUUAUUUAGCUCUCAAGAGUCUAGGAUCCAGUAUUCAGCAUGCAGUUGAGAGGGGACAACCUUUCAGUGUUAGAUGGUACUUACGUCAGAAAAAAUUUUUAGAAAAAGUGUAAUUCCCAAACUACAUUAAGCAACAUUUA
Molecule: messenger RNA, 1296 nt
Organism: Rhinopithecus roxellana (golden snub-nosed monkey)
Lineage: Eukaryota; Metazoa; Chordata; Mammalia; Primates; Cercopithecidae
Gene: NOL7
Product: nucleolar protein 7
Exons: 9
Coding region: 44-817 (257 amino acids)
Cellular component (GO): nucleus
Molecular function (GO): RNA binding
Source: RefSeq, a predicted model, not a curated record